This is a messenger RNA of Parathielavia appendiculata, 1691 nucleotides long. RefSeq lists its product as uncharacterized. The record is from RefSeq and is a predicted model, not a curated record. Lineage: Eukaryota; Fungi; Ascomycota; Sordariomycetes; Sordariales; Chaetomiaceae. The coding region runs from base 111 to 1559 and encodes 482 amino acids. The transcript is spliced from 3 exons. Gene Ontology annotation, molecular function: oxidoreductase activity.
CAGUGCGUUUACAAGACACCUCACUUGUUUCCUACACUAAUUUGGAUGGCACUUCAUUGUAUAAUCUAUCAUAUCAAUACUGACUUGGCCCCUUGCUGCUUCCGAUCACUAUGGAAAACGGCCACCCCCAGCCGGAUGUGAAAACCAUCCAGCUCUCCCCUACUCUCACACCAGGCUACACACACGCCCCUGGUCUCACAGAGGAAAGCGCAAAGAAAGCAUCCGAGCUGCUCACAAUCAACCAUGGCUUGUACCACACCAGGUUCAAUGGUGGUCUACACAACCACAUUGUCCAUCACCUUCUAGCUCUCUGGGCCUUGGGUGCGUCGCCGACGGAGAUUCAAGACAUGUGGGAGUACAACAUCGCCUACCAAGCAUCGCUGGCACCGGUAGUAGUAGACCUGAUCGACCUCAAGGACCCAGUGCUCUUCAGAAAAUGCCUCGGAAGGAACGAAUGUUACUACGACUUUCUCAGAUUCUUCGAAGAUGAGGUCGCUGAGAAGGGCGUCCCCGCUGUUGUGAAGGAGUACGUCUUCAAGGGCGAUGAGCUGGCCAACGAUAUCUUCUGCCGCAUGUUUACAGGAAAACCAGACCUUGUCCACCCAAUAAUCCACCUGGGUUGCGCCCUCGAGUUCAACCAACCGAGCCUCGUUGCCGAAGCCCUCGCGGCAGCCUGCGUUCACGGCGACUGGCCGAAGCAAGUCCUCCUCCCUACAGAAGAAUACAUCCGGUCCAAGUCACCUUCCACACUGCCACCGUCAACCUCCCUCCUCGACAUCCUCCGCAGCCUCAGGAAAGACCCCGUCAUCUCCUCGGGGGUCAAGUACUCUGAUCCCUUCAACAAGAUUCCCGACGGUCUGCUCAAGCGCGUAUCCGGGAAACAGUUCGCGCCCUAUCUCGCCCAAUUCCGCGUCGACACGUCCAUCACAUCGGACGAGUUGCAGAGCAAGAUGGUCGAGAUGAUGCAGACGUGUGCCUACAUGAUGGGCGCGGCGCAGCGGCCGGGCAAGCGCGAGAGCAUUGAUUUCGUGCUCCUGCACACUGUCACGCUGUCUGUGUUUUACCCGGCCUUUAUGGCGCUGGGCUGGCUCUCGGACCAGGACAAGGCGCGCUUGCUGGAGGCCACGGCACGGAUCGACGCCGUGAUGUAUGCCGGCUGCGCUUGUCCUCCGCUGUAUCCGCAGCGGAUCAUCGACUAUGUGCCCAAGUAUCCGGAGCAUGGCUGGGCGGACUUGUUCCAUCGGGCUAUUGAGUACGAGGACGAAGGGCAUGUGGCCAAGUUGAUCCGGGCCCUAUUCAGUGUGGAAAACCUGGGAGACCCGGCGCCAGGAUCUCCUAUCGCGAAGAAGGACUUCAUCAAGAUCGCGCACAUGGCGGUGGACUCGGUUGAAAGGGCGUUCGAGCCCGACGGCCACCACCUGAUGCCCGAGGCAGUCGCAGAAGCCAUGACCAAGCGGGUAGGACAGGGCGGGGAGAUGGUGACGAAGAACCAAAUGAGAUGGGUGUUCUAUGGAGGACUCGACAAGGCCUGGGAUUGGGUUCCUGACUUGAAAGCGUGAGAUGUAAAUGCGAAAAUCGGACUCAUUCUCUGAAUCCCAUGGCUUUGAUGAUGAACUACAGCUAGAAUUUUACAAAAACAUUGGUGUUAUGCGAUAAUGCAGACUUCACAUCCUCUCUAGAAACUUAUGAUA